ACCGCCCUGUCACGGGACGGCGGGUUGAGGAGAGUCCGUUUCGCUGCUGCCGCUUUCGGUCAUGCUGCGGCUCCUGUUCCCGCUGGCCGCCUUGUCGGCGCUUCUCCGGGCAGCGGCUUCGUUGACCCAAGGCAUCUCUUCAUAACCACAUUGUUGCCUACUGGAGACUUCUGCAGAACAGAAGGGAACGAUCAGGAAGCAAAGAUGAUCUCCUUCAAGCAACUGCCUCUUGAAGCAAAGGCUGCAGUGGUUGCAGGAUUGGUUUUCUUCUCCAUGAUGCUGUCGCGGAGUUAUCUGGCAGAACAAUUCGAGCUCAGGACGCGGCGUUGGCUUUUAAGGCUGCAGAUGGCACUAUUUGCUAACGCGCUCAUGUUGAUAGGAUCUCUUCAUGUUUGGAGAAGCACAGUCACCACGUUCUCCAGGUCUUCAGCUGCCAGCUCAUUCUAUUUCAUUCCAUGGAAAAUAGCUGUGUUCAUGUUUCUAGCUUUGGCUCACUCAAGCUUCUUUACACUGCUAUUUCUUGUCGCAGAAGAGCCCUAUUUCUUUUCUUUAGCUGCUUACACUUGCCUGGGGGCCUAUAUCAUUCUUAUCUUCUUCCUCUUCACUCUAGGCUCUGUAGAGCAGGCUUACAAGUUCUUGGCUGGGAGAGGCACUAAGGCAGGUACUGGCAACAAGAACAGCAGAACGGCUAUGAAACCAGUUUUGGCAGUUAUGCUGACUGUUGUGCUGACUAUUGUCGGGCUAUUAAAUGCUUCCCGGCCUCCCACUGUGAAUUCAGUGGAGGUUCCAGUUCACAAGCUGCCCUCAUCAAUGAAUAAUCUGAAAGUGGUGUUGCUUUCAGAUAUCCAUCUGGGGCCUACAGUUGGGAAGACGAAACUUGCCAUGAUCGUGAGAAUGGUUAAGGCUUUGAAACCAGAUAUCACCGUGAUUGUUGGGGACCUGACUGACUCUGAGGCAGAGGUCAUACGACCUGCUGUCGAGCCUCUUGGAGAACUUAACUCCCCUUUGGGGACUUACUUUGUCACAGGAAACCAUGAGUACUACACAUCAGAUGUUAGCAACUGGUUUGAGUUGUUAAAAUCAUUUAACAUUCGGCCGCUCCAUAAUGAGAAUGUGAAGAUUGUUUCACCGAAGAGCACUGAUGACUGGUUCUGCCUGGCUGGCGUUGAUGAUAUUGAAGCAGAUGUGUUGCGCUACUCGGGGCAUGGCAUGGAUUUAAAAAAAGCUCUCAGAGAUUGUAGCAGUGAGCAUGCAAUAGUGCUGUUAGCUCAUCAACCGGUUGCUGCGAAGUGGGCCCUUCAGGAGAGACCAGACAUAAAUUUAAUUCUCUCUGGUCAUACUCAUGGAGGGCAAAUCUUCCCACUACAUGCUGGGGCUUAUUUUCUGAAUCCUUUCUUUGUUGGCUUGUACAAAGUUGGGCAGAACACCUUUGUCUACGUUAGCCCGGGGACGAUGUACUUUGGAAUACCCAUGAGGCUGGGCAGCAGAGCUGAAAUAACGGAGAUAAUUCUACGUUCUCCUUGAGGACCUUUCCAUUUGGCAGACUUCUGCCAUCCUUUUUGGUCAGUAUACUGGCUCUUCUGCUCUGAAGGCAAAUCCUUUUUCAGGGAAGCCAGAGAAGAUGUGUUAGGGUGGACUUCAGCAGAUUCUGUUAAGUUUGAGCAGAAAACACUAACUCUGUCUUGGGCCUAUGAAACAAAUUGGGGCUGUUAAAAUACUGAAGAAAUUAAUUAUUUGAGUUCAUUAUUAUUGAGGUUCUGCACUUAAAGAUAACACUGAUGUCACGGAGAUAAUGUGUGUCCUGUGCUUGUUUAAUAAUAUCUGUGUCCUGCAGCUACUUCCUGUUCCACUGUUUAUUACCCAUCAGGCACUGCCUUAUCAGAUCUCGGGCAGGUGAAGUUCUGAUCUCUUGCAGUGAAAUCGCACACGCAUGUUUUGUGGAAGGGACUACAGAACUGAGUAAGCAAACUCUAAAAGCCUUAUGCUAGAAAUCUUAAGGGAAGGGAGUAGUUUUGAUUUGUUUUUUGGUUUUGUUUUUUUUUAAUUGAGGCUGGGUGUCUUUAUCCUGCUAUCUGUCUGCAGCAUGCACUAGAGCUUCCAGUCUGAGCUGCUUACUGGUACAGUAAGGUGCCAGGCAUCAUUCCUGAAAUUCAUUUUUUUCCAGUUGAAAAGCUGGGGAGAUUAAUAUAAAAGGGUGAAAGUAGCUGUCUUUCUGCUGGCAUUUCCCCCCAAAUAACUGGGCAUCUAGUAAUUACUUACUGAAAAUACCUCUAAUAAAAGCAAAUGAGAAAGAAAACUCGUAAUUAACAUAACUUAUGUUGCUGUCUGAGCAUACAGUACCUGCUGAUGUAAAGCACAAAAUCCAAAGCUGAAAUACUCAGGCUCUUUUCAUUCUGUAUUUUUUUUAGUUAAUGCUUAAAUUCUCUUCUGUGACUUUUCUCUUAAAAAAGUAAGGAGAUGCUAUUUGAAAACAAUGUAGAUCGGUUAAUGCUUGAAUUUUGUUUAAGGUUUUAAUAUUUCAAGUAAACAGUGUCCUUUUGAAGAAGACUAAACUCUGCAGCGGGUGACUUUCCUUAAUAGCAUUUGUGCAUCUAUGUCCUCGUUGUCUUGUAGGCAUGUAACAGAAUAACUGCUACAGGAUAAUGAGGGAUGGAGAAGUUCUCUCUGUCUUUCCUAGAAGGGCUUAACAUAAAUGAAUAUCAUUCUGGGAAGUCUGAGAGAUUAGAAAAUAUUAAUAAAAGCAUUUUUACUUCCAUGUCGUGUAAGAAAGCCAGGAUGUAAAUUAAUGUGCGUAUAUUGUUCAGAUUGAUGGAGUUACUUCUGUAUAUCUUCUUCUCUCCUCCCCUUCCAUCUCAGUGCAGCUGUAUGAAACUCCAUGAACAAUACAAGUCUGGGGAUCCUGCCCCUGACUCUGAGGUCUCCAGCUGUAGCUUGCUCUGCCUUUCUGCUCACCCGUACCUGGUGUUCUCUUGGGCAGACCUGCGUGGCAUAGGGCAGAAGAGAUCAGUGCUUACAUGGGAGGCUGAGGAUGGCAAGACCAGAACUGCAGUGUUCAGUCUUUUCCUGCCUUCCUGUGUGUUCCUGAACCAGGCACACUUCUGUUUUAUUCUUCAUCUCCUGCUCUUGCUUUGCAGGAGGUGUGUGGGGUUGUAUUUGAAGAGUACCAUCGACUUUGUAAAGUUGAGAUUUUUCUGGAAGUGAAAUUUUGAAGUUUCACUUCAUCCAUUCCCUUCAGCCCUUCCCCCAGGCAGAAUUUCCAACUGCUAAGCUGUUUUUGUAUCCUGUUCCUCUGUACAAACAUCUUGCUUUUUUUAGUCUCAGGAAUAUUGAGAAAUACUGUAAAUGCAUAAUAUGCGCUGGGAGGUUGGUGGAAAAGGUGGAGAAGUCAGUCCUCUUUUAGUCUGAGAACUGAGCACCUGACCAGCCAGGCUCUUCAUGUGCUGGACUAGAUAAUUUCUGUUUUCCAGCAUCUAUAAUUUUGGAAACUUUUUUUAUGCUUGUGCAAUAAUAUCCACUUAAGUAUCCUAAAGUUUCCAUGUGUAUUUAACACUGCCUGAAUGGAGUCCUUCUGAGGUUCUUUCCCAUCGGUGGCUUAGUGUUGAAUGGUUUUACGUAGAGAGAAAAUCUUGAUAGCCUUGAUACCCUCUGUUUACUUAAUCAACAUGCCUUCAGUUAAAAACUGCGUCCUGGGUUUAAUAGUGCAGAGUAUUCUUUCUAGGCCAGUGGUCCAGGAGGGUAGCUUGUCAUUUGUUAUGCUGAAGGUUAUUAACUGUGUUAAGAAGACUAAUUGUUUAGCUAGUUUCCUAAUCAGGAGGCUUUUGUGGGACUGGUUUUAGAUGGUGUUGGUUUCCCGGCAAGUUGCUGGUAUUCUUUUUUUCUUUUUUUCCUCUUACUGUUUUUAUUUAUCUCCUCAUUCUGUCCAACUGUGUGGAAAGAUCUAGCUGAAGUGGUCCUUCAGUCGCAGGGGGGCACAGAUGAAUUCUUCAUUACUUUGUAUGUGCUCAACUUUGAAUAUCUUUGUGUAUUCUUUUAGGAACAGAUACACAUCCUUUAGGAGUGGUCAUAUUAUCAUUUCAUAAAUUUAUUGAGUUCUCUCAAUGUAACUUAGUUCUUGGUUUUUUGAUUGAUGAUUCAUUUUCACUUAAAAUGUUUUCUUUCUGUGCCAAAACACUUCAAAGCCUUUCGUUAUUUUGCUUUUUGGAAAAAAACUAUGAAUGGAAGGUAUCCUAGAUCAGCUUCCUUUUUGAUAGUAUGAGGAAUGAACCUUUUCUAAAAUCUCUAAGACAGAAUCCCUAAUUGUCCUUUAAGGCUUUUCCUAUACUUUUUCCAAUUUGACUUGAAUGUGCAUGAUUUAGACCUGCGUUCAGUAUUCCAGAUGAAAAAAAAUUGCUGUGCUGCUUAUUUUGUAUUUUUUAAAUAUUUUUUGUAUUGUUUUUUUUGUCUGUGGGGAAUGUAUUUGAUCUGGAGAACUUAACUAAAUGAAUAUAUAUUUCUUCCUAUAAAAGGCCAGUUAAUUGGAGGGGGGGAGUUUAUCACACCAGAAUAGAAUAGCCUCAUCACUUUGUGAAAGUUAUAUUUAUUGCAUAAUAUAAUCAGUAUAGAGUGGAUUUGAAAAUAUGUAAACUGUGGUAUAACAAAUGCUUUAAAUGUUGGGAUUUAAUAAAACUUUAUUCACUUAUCAAGAAAGAUGCCUCUAAUGAUGUUUUAUUUUAUACCAAUAUUUAUUGUAGCAGUACAUGAUGAAUAGUUUUAACACACUAGUUCUAUUUACCAACAAAAAGCUACUGACAAUAAAUCUGAUUAGUUUUGGAAAAUCUUACACCCACGCUGCUCAGUGAGGCGUGGUGGAAAGUGGGAAAGGUAAGGCCACUACUAAAUUUACCUAGUGCCUACUAAGGGGACAAAGUGCAGGCUGAAGAGAUGAGGAUGUGAUGCUGAGAAAAGAAGCACUGCAAGGGCAGAGAAAGGAUACUAAGAGCGUUUUGUUUUGUUUUGUUCUGUUUUUUUUUUGAAGAAGCAAAAGAAAACAAGAGUGGUUUGUGGUUCUCAAUUUUGAUACUUAAGCUUUGGUGUAGAGGAAGAGGAGUUCUUUGUUUGAAUGGUCUACAUAAGAG
Chroicocephalus ridibundus (black-headed gull) is the source of this 5114-nucleotide messenger RNA. It is a transcript of the gene TMPPE, whose product is annotated as transmembrane protein with metallophosphoesterase domain. The coding region runs from base 205 to 1524 and encodes 439 amino acids. NCBI's taxonomy places the organism in Eukaryota, Metazoa, Chordata, Aves, Charadriiformes, Laridae. The record is from RefSeq and is a predicted model, not a curated record. Gene Ontology annotation, molecular function: hydrolase activity. The transcript is spliced from 2 exons.